UCUCGGUUAACCAUUCGAAAUAGAUGCUUCUGAUAGAAAGAAAAAUUAUAUUCUUCUAGGAGCAAAUUUAAGCCAAAAAAAAAGCUAAAGUUUUCCAAAACAAAAAGCGUUCUAUUAGAAAAAAAAUCUCCAAUUUUAGGAUAUAAUCACAAAAAUAUCCUUUCGGUGUUUUGUUAAUUUUUUUGAUUGUGAUUUUCUAAAAUCUAGAAAAUAUAUUUGUCACAUCCCGUUUUUAAGUGUUUCAAAUUUAGAAAAAAAAAAAAAUCAUUUUAAGAAAAUAUUUAAGAAAAUAUUAAGAAAUAAAAAAAAAAAUAGAAAAUUCAACCCCUAACUUAAGAGUUUCCUCUCUCUUGCAUCUACCAAACCAUUAUCAUAAUCAUCAUAAACAUCUGUGUGAAGCAUUCAACCUCUCGCUCACCACGGUCAAUUUUCUUUCUCCCUCUAUGCUUUGAAUCGAGUGUUUACACAAUUUUGUUGUGAUUUUCCGCAAAAAAAAAUUAUUUUCAUCGUCUUCGUCCUUAAUUGUAAUUUGGGUCACAAAAAUAAAAAAUAAUUAUUAUCAAAUAAAGUUUUAUUUUCCAUUGAUAAAUAAAUAAAUUUAAAGAUAAGUGUCAACACUUAUUACAAACAGGGUGUUUUUUUUGUAUAGUUUUGUGAAUUGAAGUGAAUAAAAAAAGAUACGAAACGUUCAAUAUUGAUUGAAUAUCCCCAAGUGGAUACAACAAAAAUAUAAGAAACCUAUAACCAGAAUAUAAUAAAUCUUGGAUACAUUUGCACACGUACUUCAGGACACAGGACACACGCACGUUUUUGAUCCCAAAGACUUUGAACUCGACUUAUAAUGGACGUCAUAUCAAAAAAUAAUAUAACAACAUCAGAGGAACGUUCAUCAAAAAGUACCGAAAAACUUAAAAUGCUCGAUAUAACACGUGAUAAACCCGUUAAAAUUGCAGUCAAAGUUGCCGUUCCUGUUCGUGAUCAUCCAAAGUUCAAUUUCGUUGGCAAACUACUCGGUCCUAAAGGCAAUUCCAUGAAACGCCUGCAGGAAGACACAAUGUGCAAAAUGGCAGUCCUUGGUCGGGGCUCGAUGCGAGAUCGAAAAAAAGAAGAAGAGCUUCGUGCCAGCGGCGAUAGUCGCUAUGCACAUCUUUUCGAGGACCUCCAUGUAGAGAUUUCAACAUUUGCAGCCCCUGCUGAAGCACAUGCUAGAAUUGCCUAUGCGUUGGCAGAGGUACGACGGUUUUUGGUUCCGGACUAUCACGAUGAUAUUAGACAAGAACAAAUGUGGGAAAUGCAAGCAUUAACAUCAACACCAACACAAGGCCCAGCGGGAGAUCAAAACAGUCCGAAUGGCGUCACAGAUAUGGACACAUCCAACGACGAACGAACGGAUCUGGAAGCACUGGGCAUGGAUUGCUCGGGAACAGCCGAUAAAAGUGAUAGCAACCAAUCGAGUACAAACAAUGACAGUCACCAUCAGACAACAGUAUCGAGUGCAGAUAGCAUAUCAGCGACUAAUACGACGUCAGUUCACCCAUCAGCAAUGGCUGUAGCAAUUCAACAACAACUCACAGCCGUCGGAAUGGCUGGAAUUCUCAAACCAUCAACAGGUGUUGCAGCAGUCACCGGUCUACCACAAACUCAGUCCACAUUAGCCAUGCCCAGCGAGGCUGAAACGACAACAUCCACACUGGCAUUGCUCGAUCCACCCGGUGCUUUAUUGCAUCCAGCGUUGCGCGGUGUCAAGUCAAUCAAUAUUGCUGGUCAACUUGGACGCAAACGACCACUCCUCGGUGUACCACGUUCCGGAAUGAAUCCCACCAAACGCACAGUGAUGACCCUCCUAGCCCGUGCCAAAAAUUCACAAGCCAUACACUCUGUACGAAAUCCAGCAGCGGCAGCCGGCUUUGCUGAAACGUCACCCCAAUUCUCCAUUCUGUCAAGCAGUCCACUUCAGAUGUUAGCCUCACCUUUUAUUCUGCCACAACCAAUGGAUCAGUCAAUGGUUGCUCUACAAAAGGAGAGUCUGGCACAGGGUGUUUAAAAAAAUCAAACACAUCUACACCAAAAAACCCAC
Episyrphus balteatus (marmalade hoverfly) is the source of this 2077-nucleotide messenger RNA. RefSeq lists its product as uncharacterized. Lineage: Eukaryota; Metazoa; Arthropoda; Insecta; Diptera; Syrphidae. Gene Ontology annotation, cellular component: nucleus. Gene Ontology annotation, molecular function: mRNA binding. Gene Ontology annotation, biological process: regulation of alternative mRNA splicing, via spliceosome. The record is from RefSeq and is a predicted model, not a curated record. The transcript is spliced from 8 exons. Bases 842 to 2044 code for a protein of 400 amino acids.